Ruditapes philippinarum (Manila clam) is the source of this 1866-nucleotide messenger RNA. RefSeq names its product 5-hydroxytryptamine receptor 4-like. NCBI's taxonomy places the organism in Eukaryota, Metazoa, Mollusca, Bivalvia, Venerida, Veneridae. Gene Ontology annotation, molecular function: neurotransmitter receptor activity; G protein-coupled serotonin receptor activity. The record is from RefSeq and is a predicted model, not a curated record. The coding region runs from base 214 to 1200 and encodes 328 amino acids. The transcript has a single exon. Gene Ontology annotation, biological process: G protein-coupled receptor signaling pathway, coupled to cyclic nucleotide second messenger; chemical synaptic transmission. Gene Ontology annotation, cellular component: membrane; dendrite.
UUCUUUUAACUGUAGAAUCUAAAUAAUGAAAGGAUUCAUUUCAGGAAUAUACCUAUUAUCAGAGAGCAAUGGGAUACGCUUUAGAAAUAGAUAUAAUGGAAAAUCAAUAAAACGCUCAAAAUGGCAUAAUCUAAUAUGUCAAAUGUUUAGUGCUAUUUGGAUUUAAAUUUAUUAAAAUUUGAUUCAAUAUUAAAACUUUCAAAUGUUUCAUACAUGGAGAGGAUGAUAUCAAAGUCAAACAUCACAAAUGUUGCCAAUAAAACUCAGGCUGAUAUUUGUUUGGAUUAUAGUACACCUGACCUUACUGAAACUUCAAAGGUCCUUAUUUACGGAUUUCUUAUAAUUGUAAUGGUAUUAACAAUUGCUUUAAAUAUUACUCUCAUCGUUAAGAUCAACUUGAAUCCAAAACAUAAAUUAUUCACUCGUUUUUUCCUGACAUCUCUGGCAUCAGUGGAUUUAUGUGUUGGACUGAUUAUAAUGCCGUUCAAUAUAAUGGACGGGUUGUAUGACUUACGGCAUUUAUUCGGUUCUAAAACAUGUGCUUUGUUAAACAGUGUGGACGUUAUGCUGUCUACAUCUUCUAUUUUACAUCUUAGCAUCCUAACAUACGAACGGUACAUAGCACUAUGCAAGACAUUGUCUUAUGGAAUAAAAUGUAAUAAAAAAUCAAUGAAAAUAUUUUGUUGUCUUAAUUGGAUAUUAGUGAUAAUUAUCUCAUUUGGAAUCAUUCUACCUGGAUAUCACGAAACAGGAAUUGAUUUUAGUGUGUUAAAAUGUAUUUAUUCAUCUGCAAAUUCAUGUGUACAUGUGUUUGGUGUUUACUAUGCAGUCAUUAGUUCUGUAAUAUCAUUUUUCCUACCAGGUGUACUGAUUAUUUGUUUCAAUAUUCGUGUUUUUAAGCAUGUAAGGUUUCAAAGUCAGUACCGAAGGAAUAUACUAGGAAUUAAAGUACGCCAUAGAAUUCGAACCGUAAGGCAGUCCCAGAGCAUGCGCGUUGCGAGGACAAUUGCUGUUCUAACUGGUUGUUUCUUUCUGUGUUGGUUACCAUUUUUUACAGUCAAUGUACUAUCUGGAUUUAUCAAUUACAAAAUUCCAUUCACAUUUGAAUUUAUUGUACUGUGGUUAGGAUAUUGUAAUUCAGCGAUGAAUCCAUUACUUUAUCUUCUACUCGAGGGCAAAUCAUGUAUUGGAAAAAGCUGAAAAAACUCUUUGCAAAUUACAUGAAAUAUAUAUUAGAUUUAAUCAUGAAUUUUAUUGUUAAUAUAUUAUUCUUUUAUAUAAAACUACAUAUAUUCAACAUAAUCAAGAUGCCAGGGCGAGGUGCAAAUUUUAAUACAAUGAUGCUUAAAAACUGAAAUAAGAUGUAUGACCUAUUUUGUUCAAAAACAUUUUUUAGACUUGGUUGUUUUUUACAAAUGUUUUGAAAUCCUACUAUGUAUUUUGCAAUACAUUAUUAAGCUUAUACCUCAAAACGGCCAUUAUAUUUAUCAUUAAAACAUUUGGUUUUGAAACCAUAAUUUUGCAGGAGUUUGCAAAACUGAACAGAUGUGCAUGUUUGGAACACAAAAGAAUUACAAAAUUUUCAAAAUACUGAGAUUAAUUUUAUCAUGAUUUGAUUUUGUUUGAUAUUUGACAUUUCAUUUAAUGAAAAUCAGUAAUUUUGUUGUGUAUCGUCAAUAUGGUAUCUUAUAAUAAUGCAUGCCUUUUUCAACUCUCUUCAGGUUUAAUUUUCAUAUUUUCCGCAACAUCAUUUUUAUUUAUCUACUUGUGAUACCUUAGGGUGCAAAAGGUUUCAAUGUGUUUUUGCUGUUGAAAUACAAUUUUCAUAACAUUUUUGCAAACACUUUUGAUAUUCUAAAGGUAGGA